Molecule: messenger RNA, 540 nt
Organism: Merops nubicus (carmine bee-eater)
Lineage: Eukaryota; Metazoa; Chordata; Aves; Coraciiformes; Meropidae
Product: endonuclease 8-like 3
Exons: 4
Biological process (GO): base-excision repair
Cellular component (GO): nucleus
Molecular function (GO): damaged DNA binding; zinc ion binding; DNA-(apurinic or apyrimidinic site) endonuclease activity
Source: RefSeq, a predicted model, not a curated record
ACUGCUGCAAGUAAGGAGAGAACGUCUAGUCACGAUUUCAUUGUUGGGCAUGUUUACAGGGGUGUGGAGACAUUGGGAAAGGAACUUUUUAUGUACUUUGAUCAGAAAGCUCUGAGGAUUCACUUCGGUAUGAACGGAUCCAUGCGCAUUAAUCCUGAUGGAGGCAAAGGCAGAAAUAGACCACUUCCAGCUUUGGAGAUACAGCUUACAGAGGAUACUGUUUGUUUUUUUGAGGUGACGGUAGAGUAUAGAAACGCAGCUGAGUGUGAGCAGAAAGUGCGAGCGAUGGAAAGCUUGGAUGUCUGUUCUCCAAAGUUUAGCUUCUCGAGAGCAGAAACUGUGGUUAAGCAGCAGAAUACCCGUAUGCUGUGUGAUGUCUUACUGGAUCAAACAGUAUUACCUGGAGUGGGAAAUAUCAUAAAAAAUGAAGCACUGUUUGACAGUGGUCUUCAUCCAGCUGUUAAGGUUUGCCAGCUGACAGAUGAGCAAGUACGGCACUUGGUGAAAAUGACACGUGAUUUCACUUUGCUUUUUUAUAAG